Megalobrama amblycephala (Wuchang bream) is the source of this 3178-nucleotide messenger RNA. RefSeq lists its product as uncharacterized. Gene Ontology annotation, biological process: DNA integration. The record is from RefSeq and is a predicted model, not a curated record. The transcript has 2 exons. Gene Ontology annotation, molecular function: nucleic acid binding. NCBI's taxonomy places the organism in Eukaryota, Metazoa, Chordata, Actinopteri, Cypriniformes, Xenocyprididae. Bases 140 to 2692 code for a protein of 850 amino acids.
CUUCGCCUUACAGCAGCAUGUAAAGGAUCAUAGCCAACCCAACGAAGAUGUGAGGUUCUCAAUAGAACAAUGUUUCUACGUUGACAAUUGGUUGCAGAGUUUGUCGUCAUCAGAGGAGGCAAGGCAACUGGUUGACAAAAUGAGGGGUCUGCUGGCUGAGGGAGGUUUUGAGUUGAGACAGUGGGCCAGCAAUGUACCAGCUGUCAUUCACCAUCUUCCACAUGAAGCCAGAUCGGAAGGUCUUGAACUCUGGCUAGCCCAUAAAAAGACUGAUGUCCAGGAGUCCACAUUAGGCCUUAGCUGGAAUUGCCCUACAGAUGUCCUGACGUACCGUCACCGGCCCAUAAAUCAUGGCGCUCCAACCAUGAGGAUUAUUUACAAAGUUCUAGCUAGUCAGUACGACCCCUUGGGAUAUAUCCUCCCGUUCACCACCAGGGCUAAAGUACUGGUCCAACAACUUUGGAACAAGCAGCGCAGCUGGGAUGACACCCAACUUCCCCAAGCUUUAGUCCAGAACUGGAACGAAUGGGAAGGUGAGCUGCAGUUUCUGUACAAGAUCAGUUUCCCAAGGUCAUAUGUACCAGCUUCAGUGGAUCAAACCAGAUCUGUAACAGACCUUCAUGUGUUCAGCGACGCCUCAGAGAGUUCAUAUGGAGCAGUCACUUAUCUGCGCACUGAAGAUCAUCUUGGUAAGAUCCAUCUGUCAUUCGUACUGGCACGUUCGAGAGUGGCACCAAAAAGAGUCCUGUCAGUGCCCCGUUUGGAGCUCUGUGCUGCUGUAAUUGGUGCACAGUUGACAAACCUGCUGAGAAAAGAGUUAACUUUGCCACUUCGCCACACAGUUCUUUGGACAGACUCCACCACGGUUCUGUCCUGGAUUCAGUCAGAGUCCUGCCAAUUCAAAGUUUUCGUCGGUACCAGAGUGGCUGAAAUCCACGAGCUUACCAACCUCACUGACUGGCGAUAUGUGGACUCAGGUCAAAAUCCAGCAGAUGACCUUACAAGGGGAAAGACUUUGAAAGACCUUGCUAAGCCCAACAGAUGGAGCCAAGGGCCCCCAUUCCUGCUCCUCUCACCAGAAAGCUGGCCAGCAAAACCUGUAGAGUGCCCUGAGAUUGACAAGUCUGAGCUCAAGAAAUCUGCAUUCUGUGGAGUAGUAGCUGUAGAUGCAUCAUUUGGCAGUGAGCACAAGACCUGGACAGAAUUGGUAAAGGCUGUUGCACAAGAGCUACAUGGGGCGGCUGGAGAGCCAGGAGAACCUACAGCGAACACUUACCAAGCAGCAGAGAUCUGCAUAUUCCAGAAGGUGCAAAGUGAAAGCUUUCCUGAGGAAUUACAACGGCUGAAAUCAGACAAGCCUCUUCAACAUAAUAGCCGCUUACUCACCCUAGCUCCAGAAUAUGAUGCAGCUUCCAAUCUAAUCCGAGUUGGCGGUAGGCUAAGACGUGCUGAAACAUUAGAUCCUGCCCUGAAACAUCCCAUUGUACUAGAUUCUAAACAUCCAGCUGUCAGGUUACUCCUCCAAGAUUUCGAUAAAAGUCUCUGCCAUCCAGGCCCUGAUCGGGUGUUUGCAGCAAUAAGAAGACAGUUCUGGGUUCUAAGAGGAAGAGAAGCCAUCCGCAGCUUACAGCAUGCCUGUAUAGAAUGCCAACGUCUGAGAGCCAAACCUACCGUUCCCAAAAUGGCAGACCUUCCUUUAGCACGCUUGCGUCUUUACAAACCAGCCUUUCAUUCAACUGGGAUGGAUUGUUUCGGUCCCUUCCUCGUGAAAAUUGGUCGACGAGUAGAAAAGAGGUGGGGAGUCCUCUACAAGUGUCUUACCACCCGGGCUGUACACUUAGACCUUCUGCACAGUUUGGACACUGAUUCCUUUCUGAUGUCCCUUCGAAGGUUUAUUGCACAUAGAGGUUCCCCUGUAGAAUUACUAUCAGACCAAGGAACAAAUUUCCGGGGUGGGGAACGGGAACUCUGCGAAGCAUUCCAUUCUAUGUCACCUGAUCUUCAGCAAAGACUUGCACCACGGAAGAUAGCAUUCCAUUUUAAUCCUCCUGCAGCACCACACUUUGGGGGAGCGUGGGAGAGGGAGAUAAGAUCCAUUAAAAUGGCAUUAUCUGCGACUAUUGGGGCCCAAACAGUAUCCGAAGAAGUACUCAGGACCGUGUUGAUUGAAGUGGAGAAUAUUCUUAAUUCGAAACCCCUUGGGUAUGUGUCCUCUAAUGUGGCUGAUCCUGAUCCAGUAACACCCAACCUUCUUCUCAUGGGGCGGCUAGAUAACUCCCUGCCUGCAGUCAUAUACCCUAAAGAAGAAGGCUUGAGUCGUCGUAGAUGGAGACACUCCCAGGUACUAGCUGACCACUUCUGGUCCUCCUUUAUCCGCCAUUAUCUUCCAAACUUGCAGGUCAGACAGAAAUGGCACUAUACAUUCCCUAAUAUAACCAAAGGGACGGUAGUCAUGAUAAUGGACCCCCAGCAGCCCAGAGCACACUGGCCUAUUGGAAGAGUAGUCCAACUGCACCCCAGUCAAGACUCACAAGUGAGAUCAGUGGACGAUGAAGUUCAAGGAAAGGUUUAUACUAGACCUGUAGCUCGACUUGUGGCCCUACCCCCCAUCCCGGAAGAUGAUAAAGAGGAGCCUAACACACCCACUGCUGCAUCAGUAGCUCACACGCAACCUUCUCAAGUGUCAAAUUGAUCACACAAUUUGGGGGCGGCUGUAUAAACGGCUUACGUGUGUGGCCCCUUUAAGACUUGUUGCCCCUUUAAGACUUGUUGCCCCUUUAAGAAGUGACGCAGCAAAGUUGUGUGGAGGAAAUGCAAGCCGAUCCAAGUUGGAGUGUUAUAUGUGUGCGUGCAUCUUAUAAAACCACACACCUAAUGCUUCAGUAAAAAAGACCUCAAAGAAAGAACUGUGGUUGACUGAGUUCCUGGGUUCUGACCGGCCCACCAGGGCGAGUGUUUCUUAUCAAACAGUCCUUAAGAGAUAGAGCUGAAAGUCCAAUUUCCAAUCCUACACUUAGGUUAAAAAAAAAACAUUACUGGUGUGUAUCUUGAGUCAAAACAAUGGCACUGACAUAUUUUAAGAUAUUUCAGGUCAAGUGGCUUUCAGUAAAACAGCUUAAACAUGCAUUUUAGCCUGGGUUUUUUGAGAAACCGGAGGUUAUAGUUUCAAAAGCAGAUA